AUGGCUGUCACAUCCAGUGCAUGUUUCCUGAUGCUGCUCUUCAUGACCUGCACUGGGAUUACAGUGGACCCCCCUGAGGACCUCUCCGUGUCGGACCCCGGCCGUCUUGGAUACCUGGACAUCACCUGGAGCCCCCGAAGCAGCCUGAUGAACGUAACCAAGUGCCAAACUGAGUAUCAGCUGGAGUACUUCAACUCAUUCAGGAACUCCUGGACUGUCCUCAGGACAACUAAGAUGUCCUACAGUGCUCAGUUUGAUCUGUCCAAAGACAUCUUGGUGAGAGCUUAUACCAUGAUAGAUGGUCCCUGCACCAACAACACAAUCCACAUGAGCAAAAACUACACUGAACUCAUUCAGAAGCCUCCCAGCACUGGAGUUGCAGAUACGGAAGCCAGAGAUUUUGCGUGUGUAUUUUAUAACAUGGAGAGGGUCCAGUGCAAGUGGACAAGAAGCCUGAGAACGCCAGCCGACUCGCAACAAAGUCUGUUUUUCUGGCAUAAACGACUGGAGCAGGCAGUGGAAUGUCCCAGCUACAUCCUGUCAGGUGGAGUCAGAAGCGGUUGUGAACUCUCCAGAAGUUCUCUGGUUGAGUUCUUUGAUAUCAUCUUCUGUGUAAACGGCUCCUCCUCUGAAGGCUCCCUGAAGCCCAUGUUUGCAUCCCUGCAGAUCCAGAACCACAUAAAGCCUGAAGCCACACAAAAGCUGCAUCUGCAAACAAGUUCAGACGGGAAGCUGGAGCUGCUCUGGGAGAAUCCUGUGAGGAAGCUUCCUGAACACUGCCUGGAGUGGGAAGUGAAACACAUUCAUGAGGGAUCUGAUGGAAAAAUAAAAUUGAAAAUCAUUGAGACCAAAGAGACCAGCCUGACUCUGCCGCUCACCCCACACACGGAGAGAAACUGCUUCCAGAUCCGCUCCAAACUCAGCUUCUACUGCGUCGCUAAAAGCCUUUGGAGCGACUGGAGCGAGGAGGCGUGCCACCCAGAACGAGCAGAAUAUGCAUGCGUGCUGAAAUUAGACCCUGUACCGGUCCACAUCUACAUAUUUGCAGCCAUCGUUGUCGUGCUGAUAAUGUGCUUGUGUGUAUGGGCAGCAAUGAAAAUGAAGAAAACAAAACCAGAGAAGAAACUGGACUCUCUGCUCAUCUCCCUGUUCGCCAAAACUUCAACUCUCGCAGCUGAAAAAGUCUUCAAAGGGAAGAAAGUGAGUCCUGACGCCAUGAUCUGA
Molecule: messenger RNA, 1224 nt
Organism: Nematolebias whitei (Rio pearlfish)
Lineage: Eukaryota; Metazoa; Chordata; Actinopteri; Cyprinodontiformes; Rivulidae
Gene: il13ra2
Product: interleukin 13 receptor, alpha 2
Exons: 9
Coding region: 1-1224 (407 amino acids)
Biological process (GO): cytokine-mediated signaling pathway
Cellular component (GO): external side of plasma membrane
Molecular function (GO): cytokine receptor activity; protein binding
Source: RefSeq, a predicted model, not a curated record